Messenger RNA from Elgaria multicarinata webbii, 1337 nucleotides. RefSeq names its product arylacetamide deacetylase-like 4. Gene Ontology annotation, molecular function: lipase activity; carboxylic ester hydrolase activity. Gene Ontology annotation, cellular component: membrane. The coding region runs from base 71 to 1306 and encodes 411 amino acids. The transcript has 4 exons. The record is from RefSeq and is a predicted model, not a curated record. Lineage: Eukaryota; Metazoa; Chordata; Lepidosauria; Squamata; Anguidae.
UACAUUCCACUUGGCACACUGAGAAAAAUCCAUCCGUUUUGUUGUUGCUGUUCUGCCUUAAGGAAAAAGAAUGGUGGUCUCUUGUAAGCUCAUAGCAUCCACUGUCAUUACAGUUUCCAUGUUCCCGGUCGUCUUUCUGGUGUGUGCUGUCUUCCAGUAUGGCAGAACUGUGAUACCUCCUGGAAUUGAGCAGCCAUUAAAGAUGCGCCUCUACCAAACUAUACUAAUCUCGGUACUCCUUUGGGGGGAUAUUUUAGAGAAACUGGGUCUCUACAGUCGUACAGAUUUUUUACGAUUUGCAAUGCAAGGAUUGCCAACCUUCAGGGAUUCAUCACUUCUCAUUCAGAACAAGAAAUUUGAUGAGGUGCCAGUGAGGAUUUAUCAGCCUAAAAAAACAACUUCAACAAAACAGAAAGCUGUCAUUUACAUCCAUGGAGGGGCUGGUGUUUAUGGAUCCAUUGAUGACUACGAAAGAGUUGUACGGCAUUUGGCCAAAGAGGGUGAUUCCAUGGCUGUAGCAAUUGGAUAUGGUCUUGCACCAGAAAAUCCUUAUCCAAGCCAGUAUGCUGAAUGUCUAAAGGCCAUCGUCCACUUUCUGAAGCACACUGAAGAUUAUCAUGUAGAUGCUUCCCGUGUUAUCCUUGCAGGGGACAGCUUGGGAGCAAAUAUGGCAGUGCGGAUUUGCCAAUUGCUGGUGGACAGAAAAGAUCUCCCGAAAGUUCAUGCUCAGGUUUUGAUCUAUCCAGCACUGCAGGGAAUGGACUUAGAUUUGCCUUCAUAUCAACAGAAUGCCAGAGUUCCACUCUUGUGGCGGAAAACGGCUGUCUAUUUCAGCUGCCUUUUCUUCAAUGAGAAGACGUCGUUCGUAGAUGAGGUCGUGGAGGGUUGCCAUGUUCCUCCGGAGAUGAGGUUGAAAUAUCGGAAAUGGGUGAAUGGAGACCUCAUUCCCGAAAAAUUCAAGGUCAGAGGCUACAAACCGCGAGAUCCGGCCUCAUAUAAAUUUAAACCGGAGGUGUACGAAGAAAUGAAGGGAAUGUUGGAUAUUACAGCUUCACCACUUUUGGCUGAAGAUGCCAUCAUCAGCAAGCUCCCACAGGCAUGCAUUUUGACCUGCGAGUUUGAUAUACUCCGAGAUGACGGGCUGCUGUACAAGAAACGACUGGAGGACAAUGGCGUGCCAGUCAAGUGGACCCACAUUGAGACCGGCAUGCAUGGAGCAGUCCCCAUUUUUGGCUAUGGGAUAUUGUCCUUUCCAGCAUCUCAACAGCUUGUGGAUGGUGCUGCAAAGUUUAUCAAAAGCUUAUGAGUAAAAAACAAGCUUGGCAGACUAUUCUCCC